GCUAUUACAUGCCAUAGGUUAGAUUUUUCGCUAUAAACCUGUGAAGAACUUUCUUUUGCUACCUUUCAUGUCAAUCCAAUAUGGCAGGCCUAAAUUUGAUGUUAAAUAAAAUUAGCCAUUUGCAAGAUUCUAUUCAGUUUGAAAAGCUUGUACUAUUCUUUUUUGUUUUAGGAAUGAGCAUAAUAGAAAUUUACGUGGUGUCCUCAAAUGUAGCAAGAUUUGCCAUAUGUGUUUUUCCUACAUUUAGACUGAAGCAUCUGAACCACAUUCUGGCAAAUUUUGAUUAUUAUGGCAGACUUAUGAGCGCAAGAGAAAAUAUUCCUGUCAGAGAUGGUGAAUACUAUGUAGUUAGAGAAUGUGUAAUAGAACACCAGAAAGUGAUAAGCGACUUCUCUCAAUUGAAAUCUAAUACCAAGAUUCUUUUUUUCAUGGAUUUUCUAACAAUGACCAUACAGCUGGCUCCAUACCCUGUUAUUAUUAUGGGUACCAAGAAAAUAGAUCAUAUUUACUUUUUCGCACUGACAUGCUUAAUUUUUGCAUUUUCUGAUCUCUUUAUAAUAUAUUGGUCGGCAAAUUAUAUAGUAGAAGAGAGUGAGGCAGUCCAGUCCUCAGUUUUCUUGAGCAAUUGGCAUGAAGCAGAUAUCAGAACGAAGAAAAUGCUGUUGAUGAUGAUGAUUCGAUCCAACAGGAGACUUGCGCUUAAAGUUGGUCCAUUGUACGAGAUGGAUCUUAACAUAUUCCUUAGGAUUGUGAAAGGGAUGUAUACUAUGAUUACGGUUUUUAGAAAAAGAACACUCAACUUGUGAAACGAUAAUGACGUCAAAUCUUAAAAACAACGAAAACUGAAGCAGAUAUUCUGAUAAUUCGCUACUAUAUUGCAUUCAAAUUAUUAUAAUUAGUUAGUAUUGUUCUUUCAAUAAAGAUAACAGCAUCCAAUUAUGAUGAAUGAUUAAAUGAUCCUGGUAAAAACGUCACCUACCCAGCAGGAAUCCU
Molecule: messenger RNA, 993 nt
Organism: Harmonia axyridis
Lineage: Eukaryota; Metazoa; Arthropoda; Insecta; Coleoptera; Coccinellidae
Product: putative odorant receptor 19b
Exons: 5
Coding region: 81-806 (241 amino acids)
Biological process (GO): detection of chemical stimulus involved in sensory perception of smell; sensory perception of smell
Cellular component (GO): plasma membrane
Molecular function (GO): olfactory receptor activity; odorant binding
Source: RefSeq, a predicted model, not a curated record